Molecule: messenger RNA, 1497 nt
Organism: Truncatella angustata
Lineage: Eukaryota; Fungi; Ascomycota; Sordariomycetes; Amphisphaeriales; Sporocadaceae
Product: phosphatidic acid phosphatase type 2/haloperoxidase
Exons: 1
Coding region: 421-1458 (345 amino acids)
Biological process (GO): phospholipid metabolic process
Molecular function (GO): phosphatidate phosphatase activity
Source: RefSeq, a predicted model, not a curated record
AGGAAAUGGAAGGCAGGAAGUAAAUAGCUGCUAGACUAGAUAUUAUUUAGUUGUCCCUCCGGCCCACCUUUACUGCGUUCUCACUUUCGGUCAAACCACUUAUGCUUUUUCUCUAAGCACCUCAACUCCAUCCAAUUGCAACUCUUAGCAUAGGUUCUGUUGUGUCCCGGUGUAGCACCUGACACGUGCGGCACAAGAAUAUCAACAGUAUGGGUUUCUUGUCACGGAAAAAGCAGCCGAGCCCUGGCAAUAGUCGUCAGCAGAAGAAAUCCAGAUCAUGGCUCAAACCAGCAAAGACGUAUAGCGUGGAGAAGCGGCCGACGUUCGGCCAGUGGUUGAAAGUCACCAUAUUGGACAUCCUGACGAUGAUCGUACUGGGUGUCAUCGCUCUGGUGGUAAGUUCUGUGAAUCGUCUGGGGCAUGAAGGCCAAAAUGCUCAUAUACUUCCAGGUUUUCCGUGCUGGUCCAGCGGGCACACGAACGUUCCCUCUUACUGUCACCAAUACUGGCGAGGUCGUCUAUCCGCAGUUCGCAUAUCCAUAUCGAAAGCAAUUUGUCGCGGCGUGGCUAGCCACCUUCCUAGCGGCCGUGAUUCCGAUUGCGGUCAUACUGUUGGCGCAGAUCAGGAUCCGCAGUUUCUGGGACAUCAACAACGGGAUAUUUGGUCUGCUAUACGCCCUCGAAACCUCGUCAGCAUUCCAGGUCAUGAUCAAGUGGUUGAUCGGUGGGCUACGACCUCAUUUCUACGAUGUGUGUCGGCCAGAUCCCAGCCUGGCUUCUCAAGGCCAGUUCAACGCGACGGGCUUGAACGGGGUGGGAUAUCAGAACUACAUGUUCACGCAAGAGAUCUGCACGUCGGGAAACCAGGAGGGCAUCAACAAUGCGUUGGAGAGCUUUCCAAGCGGACACUCCACCACCAUAUUCGCCGGCAUGGUAUUUCUGUAUUUGUACCUGAACGCCAAACUGAAGAUCUUCUCGAAUUACCACCCAGCAAUGUGGAAGUUGAUCUUGCUGUACAUUCCAAUCCUCGGCGCAGUUCUGGUCGGAGGCUCCCUGACGGUGGACCAGAGCCAUAACUGGUACGACGUGCUGGCUGGCGCAACCAUCGGUACUGUAUUUGCCUUCUCGGCAUAUCGCAUGGUAUAUGCGUCAAUCUGGGACCAUCGCAUCAACCAUAUACCCCUGAAUAGGGGCAGUGCAUUCGAGUUUAGGGAGGGUGUGGACGGCUCUGACUUCCUCUUCUGCGAGCGUGCGGGUUGGAUUUCACGGCGGAAGAGAAAGAGCUCUGAACUUCCACUACCCGUGUCUAGUGCGAGCAAUGGCUACAAGAACGGUCACGUCGAUGGACAUCAAAAUGAGUACACCAACGGCGAUAGCAACGGACAUAGCAACGGUCACGGUCUCAGACAUUCACGCGCCACCAGUAGUAGAGCUAGGAGAAGCGACGACAUUGUAUAGGGUAUCAGGAGCACAAAACCAUGUAUCGUUACCAAAGAG